This is a messenger RNA of Wyeomyia smithii (pitcher-plant mosquito), 375 nucleotides long. RefSeq names its product histone H2A-like. The transcript has a single exon. NCBI's taxonomy places the organism in Eukaryota, Metazoa, Arthropoda, Insecta, Diptera, Culicidae. Gene Ontology annotation, cellular component: nucleosome. The coding region runs from base 1 to 375 and encodes 124 amino acids. The record is from RefSeq and is a predicted model, not a curated record. Gene Ontology annotation, molecular function: protein heterodimerization activity; structural constituent of chromatin; DNA binding.
AUGUCUGGACGUGGUAAAGGCGGCAAAGUUAAGGGAAAGGCAAAGUCCCGUUCGUCUCGAGCUAGUCUGCAGUUCCCAGUAGGACGUAUCCACCGUCUGCUGCGGAAAGGAAACUAUGCCAAACGAGUUGGUGCUGGUGCUCCCGUGUGUUUGGCAGCAGUAAUGGAAUAUUUGGCUGCUGAAGUUUUGGAAUUGGCAGGAAAUGCAGCUCGUGACAACAAGAAGACCCGUAUCAUCCUGCGUCACCUGCAGUUGGCCAUCCGUAACGACGAGGAGUUGAACAAACUUUUGUCCGGUGUUACCAUUGCCCAGAGAGGCGUCUUGCCGAACAUUCAAUCCGUGCUGCUGCCCAAGAAGACCGAAAAGAAGGCUUAA